Molecule: messenger RNA, 5030 nt
Organism: Trichomycterus rosablanca
Lineage: Eukaryota; Metazoa; Chordata; Actinopteri; Siluriformes; Trichomycteridae
Gene: nphp3
Product: nephronophthisis 3
Exons: 28
Coding region: 121-4026 (1301 amino acids)
Biological process (GO): convergent extension; kidney development; determination of left/right symmetry
Cellular component (GO): kinesin complex
Molecular function (GO): protein binding
Source: RefSeq, a predicted model, not a curated record
AAGAAAAUCAUGAGCACUGUAGAUCACAUCUAAAUGUGAGCAGUAAUGUGUGAUGGACCAGUGAUGCACCCUUUAAAAAGCACACAGCGUGGUAAAUAAAAACCUUACAGCAGUGGCAUCAUGGGUACUGCCUCAUCUCUGGUAAGCCCUGGGGAUGUGAUAGAGGAGGCAUAUGGAGCUGAGGGUGGAGAAGCAUGUGAGAUUCCCGUGGAAGUUAAGCUUAAGCCAAAAUUGCUACGUAGCUCGUUCCGGCGUGGCCCACGUGUCAUCGGCUCCAGCUUCAAAUCCACUGGCUCCAUGGAGCUGGAGUACGCUGCUGAGUAUGAGCGCCUCAGGAAAGACUAUGAAAUCUUUCGUGUUAGUAAGAACAAUGAGAUCACUGCCAUGCAGAAGAAAGAGGCCAAACUGGAUGAGGAGAACAAGAGACUGCGUGCUGAGCUCCAGGCUUUGCAGAAGACCUACCAGAAGAUUCUGAGGGAGAAGGAGAGUGCUUUGGAGGCAAAGUACCAGGCCAUGGAAAGAGCAGCCACCUUUGAACAUGACAGAGACAAAGUAAAACGACAGUUUAAGAUCUUCCGUGAGACCAAAGAAAAGGAGAUUCAGGAUUUGUUGCGGGCGAAGCGUGAUUUGGAGUCCAAAUUGCAGCAGCUACAAGCUCAGGGAAUCCAGCUGUAUGAGCCCGCUGACUCUGAUUCAGAUGACAACCACACAAGUGUUACUACUGCAGGGACUCAGUGUGAAUAUUGGAGUGGGGGCAUUCUGGGUAGUGAGCCCUCCAUGGGAAGUAUGAUGCAGCUUCAGCAGGCACACAGAGGCCCUGAGUUUGCCCAUAGCCUCAUUGAUGUAGAGGGUCCAUUUGCAAAUGUCAGCAGAGAUGAUUGGGAUGCGGCGGUUGCCAGUCUGUUGCAGGUCUCUCCUCAUGUUUCUCAGGCUUUGUGGAGUAACACAGUCCGCUGUUACCUCAUCUAUACCCAAGAAACCAAACCAGAAUUAAACAUUUUUAUACAGAAUUAUUUACCCAGUUUAAAGAGGUUUUGUGAGGGUUUGGGCCAUUUCUACCUGAAUGUGUGUUUCCCUGAGGAGAAAGCCACUCUGUACAGCCAUGAGCGCAAGACAGAGAUCAAGAGAAGCUCAGUGUGUGUCCUGCUGCUUAAAUCCUUAGUGUCCAGCUGCAUGGUGGAAGAUGUAGAGGAGGCUUUUGUGCGGAAUCCAGAUGCUCGUCCCCUACUAAUAUAUCUGAAGACAGAAGAAAAGAAAUCAGAGUGUGAGGGCACUUCCUGUCUCAGUUUGGGUGCUAGAGAUCUGCUAGAGAGAGUAAAUAAUGCAGACAAAGGUGCUAAGGUUAAGGUGGUGGACCAUGCAGGCUCUGCUGAGGAUGGAGCUCUGCUUAUUAAUGCUCAGCUAGAGAAGAUUAUAAAGCAGGAACUGUUGGGUUUGGAACCUGAUUACAGUAGCACACUGGAGGACAGAGAUGAUUUGGACUCUGGUGAUGUGUUGUGGGAUCUUCAUGAUGAGCAGGAGCAGAUCGAGGCUUACCAGCACAUAUGCAGCACUGCGGCAAAUCUUAGCUUGCAAAAGUACAUUGAUGGCCUGAAUGAUAUGGUUGCUGCUCCUCCUCCAACUCCUCCAUUGCUGGUAUCGGGAGGACCAGGCUCGGGCAAAUCACUCCUUCUUGCUAAAUGGAUGGAGCUACAGCAGAAGCACUCGCCCAACACGCUGAUCCUUUAUCAUUUUGUGGGUCGUCCUCUAUCCACCAGCGCAGAACCGGUCCUCAUCAUCAAACGUCUUACUGUUAAGCUCUUGCAGCAUUUCUGGUCUCUUUCUGGCCUGUCUAUGGAUCCCUGUAAGACACUGGAAGAAUUUCCACGCUGGCUUGAGAGACUGUCCUCACGCCAUCAUGGCAACAUUGUAAUAGUCAUCGAUUCCAUCGACCAAAUUCAAAAUGCUGAACGACACAUGAAGUGGCUUAUAGAUCCACUUCCUGCCAAUGUUAGAGUGCUAGUAUCUGUCAAUGUGGAGACAUGCCCACAGGCAUGGAGGCUGUGGCCCACGUUGCACCUGGACCCUCUCAACCAAAAAGAAGUGAAAAGUGUCAUCAAUACAGAGAGCACACUGACCAAACUUACUAAAGACCAGGAAAAAAAGUUGGAGAAACACUGUCGUUCUGCUUCAACUUGCAAUGCACUUUACGUUUCACUUCUGGCCAGACUUCUUACAUUCUCUAGAUCAACCUGGUCUUUGGAAAAAUUACUACACCAUGGUUCACUAUGCCAGGACACAGUGGCUCUGUAUAGACUCAGCCUUAAGGUUGUACUAGAUGCACUUAACACUGACAGAGAAAGGCACGUCAUGAAAGAAUUCUUGUGCCUGCUGUGUGCCAGUCAUAAUGGCAUUAGUGAAUCUGAACUCUUGGAGAUUUUCCCAGAGCUGAGUUUUCCGGCGCUCUCUUCUCUCCUCUGCAGACUGCAAAACCUCCUGAUUAUCUCCUUCAGCUGUGGCCUUGUCCGCUUUCAGCACCUGCAGGCAUGUGAGGCAGUAAUGCAGGAGUUCCUCAAUGGAGGGAGAUGUGCUUCAUACAGAGAGAACCUUAUUCAGUAUUUUAGCCAGCAACUUAGUAAGGACAGGGUGACAUGGCGUGUGGCAGAUGAGUUGCCCUGGUUGCUGCAGCAGAACGGAGAGAGAAGCAAACUUCAUCUUAUCUUGCUCAACCUGUUUGUCUCACAGAAUCUCUACAAAAGAGGUCAUUUCUCAGAGCUGCUAGCAUAUUGGCAGUUUGUUGGAAAGGACAAAGUGUCCAUGUCUGCAGAAUAUUUUGAUGCUCUGAAGGAAUUUGAGCAGAACUGCGAGAGUGAAGAAAGCAUGACCAGACUGGCCAACCUGUAUGAGACACUGGGUCGAUUCCUCAAGGACCUGGGCCUUCUCAGUCAGUCUGUGCCCCCCCUGCAGCGCUCUUUGGAGAUUCGCGAGACGGCUUUAGACCCAGAUCAUCCCAGUGUGGCCCAGUCACUGCACCAGCUGGCCGAAGUCUACGUCCACUGGAGAAAGUUUGGCAACGCCGAGCAGCUGUACAAGCAGGCGCUGGAGAUCAGUGAGAACGCCUACGGAGCCGAGCACUCGAGUGUGGCACGAGAACUUGACUCCCUCUCGCUUCUCUACCAGAAACAAAACAAGUAUGAGCAAGCUGAGAAACUGCACAAAAGGUCAGUCAAAAUCAGGCAGGAAAUGGCUCGGCAUAAAGGUCACAUGUAUGGUUUUACUCUACUGCGUCGACGAGCACUGCAGUUGGAAGAGCUGACUCUUGGUAAAGACUCAGCUGACUGUGCCAAGACACUCAAUGAACUCGGAGUUCUCUACUACCUUCAGAACAACCUAGAUGCAGCAAAAGUUUUCCUGACUCGUUCACUGGAGAUGCGGCAGCGUGUGUUGGGUGCUGAUCACCCUGACUGUGCUCAGUCUCUGAACAACCUGGCAGCCCUUCACUGCGAGAGGAAGGAUUAUGAGAGUGCUGAACAGCUGUAUGAGAAAGCGCUGGAAAUCCGCAAGCGAGCCCUCGCUCCGGAUCACCCAUCACUCGCCUACACCCUCAAACACCUAGCCAUGCUGUACAAACGCAGAGGGAAGCUGGAGAAGGCCGUGCCUCUGUAUGAGCUGGCUCUGGAAAUAAGAGAGAAGAGCUUUGGGCCCAAACACCCGAGUGUGGCUACAGCUCUGGUUAACCUCGCUGUACUUUACUGCCAGCUGAAAAAGCACAGUGAGGCUUUACCACUGUAUGAGCGGGCCCUAAAAGUGUAUGAGGACAGCCUCGGGCGACUGCAUCCUCGUGUUGGAGAGACUCUGAAAAACCUGGCUGUGCUCAGUUAUGAAGAAGGAGAUUUUGAGAAAGCUGCUGAGCUGUACAAACGAGCCAUGGAGAUCAGAGAGGCAGAGCCAUCGCUGGUGUGUGGUAAAGCUCCAUCACAUCACUCGUCCAGCGGGGACAACUUCAGCCUGCGUAGCCCUGUUCACCUACCUCACAAUCAUAGGUGACCCUGGUAAACUCUUUAUAAGUAUUAUUUAUGUUAUAGUAACCUUGGUACUGUACUUGGGAGAUAUGGUACUUUAUCUUUAGACAAAAUCUAUACUAUACUAUAUAAUAUUGUGAGUAGUUCAGUAGACUGUCCAUACAUGAAGUCACUUAGAAAAUGUAAUUUAGGAACCUCUGCAGCCACAUCGUGUUUCUACGUGAUUAUUUUUAUAUUUAUUGUAUCUGGAUCGAUUUAAACCGCAUGUAUUCACACAUGUAGUCAAACACUUCUCUGUUUAACCAAAUCCAGUUUCUUUAAAACAUAAUUGUCACACGAGCAGUCUCAGACCUGGGCAAGGCAUUGUUGCAUCUUCAAGACUUGGUGGUGGAGAGUUAUUGUAUUAGAAAAAUGUGCCACCAAGCUACCUCUAGUCCCUCAAAUCUUAGUACACCUGUACACCUAACUUGAACCACCAACUAGGACUAUUAGAUCUUUGCUGCUGUCCUGUCGAUUCCAGUGACUCCAGCUAAGGCGCAGCACUGUCUUUUUGCAAUGAUUUGCAUGAUUGCACAUUGUGAAUGAUCAUAUAAUAAAUGAUCAUUUGCAUUUAAUACAAAAUAUUUUAGAAUAAUUUGUGAUUAUUUUUAUUACUUUUUAGGUUAUGUACCUGUUACAUGUAGUAUAGUUUAUCUGCCUUUAAAACAUACAAUGCCCCAGUAUUAUAUAUGAUUAAUCCAACAGUGCCAUAAAUCAUAUGUCAUGAGAACUAGACCAUUAAACUCCUUUCAGAGCAACAAAUAAUACAGAUGUUGCAAUAGCAAAGUGUCUUCAAUUUUUACCUAAAAUAUAAUCCCAUCUGUGUGAUUUGUAUUCAGUGGUGAAUGCUGUAUAUGCAAUAUCCUACUGUGAAAUCAGUAAACAAAGAGAGAUUCUGUCUAUAUUUAUUUUAAUAGUAUAGAAAUAAGUGUAACAUGAUUGUAUUUGAAACUUUUACAUGCAAUUCCAGGCUGUGUAUGAAAAAUAAAA